This is a messenger RNA of Hypomesus transpacificus, 2499 nucleotides long. RefSeq names its product syntaxin binding protein 2 (gene stxbp2). Bases 63 to 1841 code for a protein of 592 amino acids. Gene Ontology annotation, molecular function: syntaxin-3 binding. Gene Ontology annotation, cellular component: secretory granule; plasma membrane. The transcript has 18 exons. The record is from RefSeq and is a predicted model, not a curated record. Lineage: Eukaryota; Metazoa; Chordata; Actinopteri; Osmeriformes; Osmeridae. Gene Ontology annotation, biological process: intracellular protein transport; neurotransmitter secretion; vesicle-mediated transport.
CGUUGCUGACACUUCAAAAGUUCCAAGAGGAACACAAAAAUUAACAAUACGGAAGUGUCAAGAUGGCACCAAGUGGACUAAAAGCUGUAGUCGGAGAGAAAAUCCUGAACGGAGUCAUCAAAAGUGUAAAGAAGGAAGGAGAAUGGAAGGUUCUUAUUGUGGAUCACAUCAGCAUGCGCAUCCUAUCCUCUUGUUGCAAGAUGUCCGAUAUCAUGGCAGAGGGGGUAACUAUUGUGGAGGACAUUAACAAGCGCAGGGAGCCCAUCUCCAGCCUAGAGGCCAUUUAUUUGAUCUCUCCUGUGGAAAAGUCAGUGCAUGCUUUGAUCAACGACUUCAAAGAGACGGCCUUCACUUACAAGGCGGCGCACAUCUUCUUCACAGACACUUGUCCUGACGGCCUUUUCGCUGAGAUCGGAAGAUCAAGAUUAGCCAGGGUUAUCAAGACUCUGAAGGAGAUCAACGUGGCUUUUCUGCCAUAUGAGUCACAGGUGUUUUCCUUGGACAACCCUAGCACCAUGCACUCCAUCUACAGCCCUGUGGGAAAUGCAAAUAAAGACCGGUUAAUGGAGAAUCUGGCUGAACAGAUCGCCACCCUCUGUGAUACACUGAAGGAGUUCCCUGCCAUUCGUUACCGCAGUGGUCCAGAGGAGAAUGCCAGACUGGCUGAGGAAGUUUCUCAGCGUCUAAUCGCCCAUAAAGCCGACAACCCCAGCAUGGGGGAGGGUGCUGAUAAGGCGCGGUCUCAGUUGCUGAUUGUGGACCGUGGCUUUGAUCCAAUCUCCCCUAUUCUACAUGAACUGACCUUCCAGGCCAUGGUCUACGACCUUCUGGAUAUCCAACAGGACAUAUACAAACAUCAAUCUACCGGAAUCGGGGACGCUAAGGAAAAGGAGGUUUUACUGGACGAAGAUGAUGAGUUAUGGGUACAGCUGAGACACAUGCACAUAGCAGAUGUCACCAUAAAAGUGACUGAGCUGCUCCGGACCUUCUGCGAGAGUAAGAGGAUGUCCACCGACAAGUCCAAUAUCAAAGACCUCUCUCAGAUGCUGAAGAAGAUGCCGCAGUAUCAGAAGGAGCUGAGCAUGUACUCGGUUCACUUGCACCUGGCAGAAGCCUGCAUGAAGAAGUUCAAAACGUCUCUGGAAAAGCUUUGUGAGGUCGAGCAGGAUUUAGCCAUGGGCUCCGACGCGGAGGGGGAACCCCUGAAGGACGCCAUGAAGAGCAUUGUCCCUGUUCUCCUCGACACAAACAUCGAGCCCUUCGACAAGAUACGGAUCAUACUGUUGUACAUAUUCCACAAGAAAAAGGGGAUUGGAGAGGAGAACCUCACCAAGCUCAUCCAACAUGCCAACGUCCAGGCAAACAGCAACAUCAUCACCAACAUGCAGCACUUGGGCUGCCCCAUCAUUGCUGGGGGUCCCAAUGCUGGGACAACCCUGCCAGAUAAGAAAGAGCGCACGGAGAGCACCUACCAGCUCUCUCGAUGGACGCCCACCAUGAAAGACGUGAUGGAGUAUGUUAUAGAAGAUAAGCUGGACAAGAAGCAGUGGCCGUUCCUCACCGAGCCUGCUCUGAUCAGCACCCAGCAGACUGCCGUCAGCAGUGCACGGUUUGGGCACUGGCCCAAGAAGAAGUCUGCAGCAGAGUAUCGUUCUGGCCCUCGUCUCAUCAUCUUUGUAAUUGGUGGUGUGUCUCACUCUGAGAUGCGCUCGGCCUAUGAGGUCACUAGAGCCACCGAGGGAAAGUGGGAGGUCCUGAUUGGCUCUUCGCACAUCCUAACUCCCACAAGCUUUCUGCAGGACCUGAAAAACCUGGAUCAGGUCCCAGCAGCUGAGGGUUAGACAUGCCUGAGGAGAGCUGGUCGUCCCUGGAUAGCUUUUCCAAGUGUACUCUUUAAUUGGGAGGAUAUUUGAUACUGGUCUUUUGUUGCAGGGUUGGACACGUCUGUGAAAAAGUUCAAUUUUAGAUGUAAAAAGAUGUAAUCAUUAAAAGGAAUCUUAUUUUAAUGCUUGGAAGCCUAAAGUAAAACAAAUUGUGUGUAUAUAAUGCUGUGAUUGAAAAUUAUGUUCUAAAUAUUUAAUUUAAGCAUAUACCUUUUAUGAAGAUUAUACAAAUCUAUUUUUUUGCCUUAUUCUGUAAUUGUGUUGCAAAUGAGUGAAAUAUCACCAUGAUUAUUUCAGAUUUACUUGAAAAUCCUUUCAUCCUAUUUGAAGUAGAACUUUCCUUAGGUUGUUUCAUCCCCCAGAAUAAUGUCCUUCUAUUCAGUAUGCAUUUGUGCCCAUCUGUUAAAUGUAAACGCAGUGGAAAACUGAUAAAAUGACUACUAAUGUCCACUGUUACAAUAGCUUGUUUCUAGUAUUUGAGUCACCUCUUCCAGAAUGUCUGUUUUCCUCUGAAAUGCACUUUUAUCAUGUACUUUUUUUAUAAGGAUGGGAAGGAAGUGUGGUGGGCCUUUUUUGUUUCUUUUGAAAAUUAUCAAUAAAACUUUAUGCAUUACAA